CUAAGCGUUUAUACGACUACGCGCUCAAACAUAGGCACUGAAAAUAACAUCGACCUGGUUUUGAAUGUGGACAAUUUUGAUGUGGAAACUAAAUUUGAAAGAACCGUUAAUGUUUCUGUACCAAAGAAAACAAGAAAUAAUGGGACAUUAUAUGCCUACAUAUUUCUUCAUCAUGCUGGAAUUCUGCCUUGGCAUGAUGGCAAGCAAGUGCAUAUAGUAAGCCCUCUCACUACCUACAUGGUACCUAAACCAGAGGAAAUCAAUCUUCUUACAGGAGAACCUAUCACCCAGAUACAAUUGGGCAAGACAGUGCAUUAUCUUCCAAUAUUAUUUAUUGAUCAGCUGAGUAACAGAGUGAAAGAUUUAAUGUGCUUUGGCGAUGUUUCAGCACGGUGAUCAUCUUCCUUUUUCUGUUGGAUGAACAAACAAGCUUAUUGGUGCUGAUUCCAGCUGGUAUUGGAGCAGUGAUUGAGCUUUGGAAAGUGAAGAAAGCAUUGAAAAUGACAAUUGAAUGGAAUGGUCUGAUACCAGCAAUAAAG
Thamnophis sirtalis is the source of this 539-nucleotide messenger RNA. NCBI's taxonomy places the organism in Eukaryota, Metazoa, Chordata, Lepidosauria, Squamata, Natricidae. The record is from RefSeq and is a predicted model, not a curated record.